AUGGUCAAUCAUCACCACCUAGAAGAACUCUCUCAAAGCUGGCAAGAAUAUUCAAGGCUAAUGGCUGAACAAGACAUGGAAAUCACUCGGAAAGACGAUCAAUAUGCAAAUCUCAUCCUUCAAUCAGAUGCCAAAAUGUACAAGAGAAUGGAAAUGUGUGAGCAACAAAUUGGAGCCUUGAAAAAGUGGAUGAAUGAAACCUAUGAGAGAGAUUCAUCUGUGUUGAGAACUUUCAAACAACAAUUACAAGAGGAGAAGGAAAAGGCUAUGCAGGAAGCCUUGUCAACCGAUGAUAUCAAUGAAACGUUCAAGGAUUUGGAAAAGUAUUACAAGCAAAUGAUUUAA
Messenger RNA from Naegleria gruberi, 345 nucleotides. RefSeq lists its product as uncharacterized. Lineage: Eukaryota; Heterolobosea; Eutetramitea; Acrasida; Naegleriidae. The transcript is spliced from 2 exons. The coding region runs from base 1 to 345 and encodes 114 amino acids. The record is from RefSeq and is a predicted model, not a curated record.